This is a messenger RNA of Diversispora eburnea, 1400 nucleotides long. NCBI's taxonomy places the organism in Eukaryota, Fungi, Glomeromycota, Glomeromycetes, Diversisporales, Diversisporaceae. The record is from the annotation of a GenBank genome assembly.
AUGCCUACUAAUCAAAAAACGAAAAAUUCUCGUGGAAAACGAAUCCAAACAUCUACGACACUUCAGUUUGCACCACCAAAUUGGUUUUUAAAAUUAUUCCGGAAAGGUUCAAAUAAUUUGAUGUCAUUUCCGCGUGAAUCAAAUUUUAAUUUUCCUUGGGGAUCAAAUCUUUUCCCAAAUCGAAUAAUUUCAAAAAUAUCUUCAUUACCUUUUAUUUUUCCAAAAUUAUUAUUUAUUUUUUUAUGUGCAGGAAUGGGUGCGGCAAUACCAUUUUUACCAAUUUUUUAUAGUUCUUCUUUAAAUUUAUCAUCAACACAGAUUGGAAUUGUAUUCUCAAUUGCUCCUUUCGUUUCAGCUAUAAGUUGUCCUCUUUGGACAGGAUUAGCUGAUAGAUUUCAUUCACAUCGAUUAAUAAUAGUCACUAUUUAUAGUUUAGCGACCUUGGGAGUUAUUAGUCAAAUGAUAUUGCCUAAAAUUAUUAAUAUAGAUAAUAAUAGUUUAAAAAUGUUUUGUGUAUUGUUUGCAGCUUUAUGGUUCGCUUUUUUCGGAAUACCUGUUAAUGCUUUGGUUGAUAGUGGAGUAAUAAAAAUUCUUGGUGAUAAAAGAGAACUUUAUGGUCAACAACGACUUUGGGGAUCUAUUGCAUAUGGGGCAAGCACUUUGGGAGUUGGUCUUUUAUGGAGUAUCACGAAUAACAUUAAUGUCGUUUUUUACUUUUUCUUUGGCACGGCUCUUUCAUUUACAAUAAGUACAUUAUUUACUGAUUUUAAUUCAAAUGAAGAUAUUGAAGAAUUUCUUAUACGUCCUCCCAAAGAUACUACUUUUAAAUCAUUAAUUGAUCUUGAAGAUUUUGAUAACGUUGGAGAAUCAAAUAUAUUAGCAUUUGCACCAACUUCACCUAAUUUGGCAACCGCUUCUCUCGCAGCUAAUCCCAUGGCAGCUUUGAAAACCUUGUUUUCAAAUACUUCGGUUGCAACAUUAUUAAUUGUUAUGCUUCUUAUGGGAACUGCACUUUCUAUGUGUAAUUCAUUUUUAUUACUUUUCCUCAGUCAAGAAUUGAAAGCUAAUUCAACAAUUUUAGGAUUAACAGGUGUAAUGACAGCUUUGUAUGCUGGUAUUGGUACAGGUUUUGGCAGUUUGAUUGGUGGGUUAUUGUAUGAUAGUGCUGGUGGACCAAAAGCUAUGUUUGGAGGUGUCGUAGCUAUUAGUAUAUUGAGUUUAGCAAUGUAUUGGUGGGGAGAAGGUGGUUUCAAUAUUAACAUUGAUCAUUUUGGAGGAAAACGGCGUCAACGUGAUACUAAAUCACCUUGGGAAGGUAUUAAUGAAGCACAUACCAACUCGACUCGAAGAGGUGUUUUGUCAGUUGAAACUGCUCGCACGAAAAAGGGCAGAUAUGAAAU